CGAGAGGAGGCAGGCUGGACGGAAGGGCGGCAGGACGCAAGGAAGGCGGCCGGGGGCGCAGCUGUUAAGUGUGGAUCAAAGCGAGGACGCGAGGCGAGCGGCGGCAGGGGCAACGAGCAGCCCCGAGCCGGGGAAUGCGGCGGGCACUGGCUGCCCAGCGAGCCCGAGAGUCGGGCUGCGCGGCUCACGUGCUGACCAGGAGCUGGGGCAGAGACAAGGAGGAAGGCAGCCGCCUGGGAAGGCGCUGCGCAGAGCCGAGUUGCAGAGCUGGGUCCCCAGGUCCCGCGCGGUGAGCCACCGAGACAAUAAAGUAGCGGUCGACAGCCCCCGAGCGCCGGAGGCAGGAGGCGGCAGAGCAGGUUUUGAUGAGAAAUUCAGAAGAAAGAAUGUGUGAAGGAAAAAGAUGACAUCUGUGCCUGGCAAACAAAAUCCAAAGAUUGUUACAGUGAAAACAAAAGGAAGGCAAGACAGUACUUACUAGUUCAAGAUGACAGAAGGCAGGCACUGCCAGGUGCACCUGCUGGAUGACAGGAGAUUGGAGCUGCUGGUUCAGCCCAAACUUUUGUCAAGAGAGUUGCUGGACCUCGUGGCUUCGCAUUUCAACCUAAAAGAAAAGGAGUACUUUGGAAUCACGUUUACAGAUGACACAGGUCAGCAGAACUGGCUACAGCUGGACCACCGAGUUCUUGACCAUGACUUGCCCAAGAAACCAGGCCCAACCAUUUUGCACUUUUCUGUGAGGUUUUACAUUGAGAGCAUAUCGUUUUUGAAGGAUAAAACCACCGUGGAGCUGUUUUUCCUGAAUGCAAAGUCCUGCGUGCACAAGGGGCAAAUCGAAGUAGACAGCGAAACUGUCUUCAGGUUAGCAGCGCUUGUUCUGCAGGAAGCCAAAGGGGAUUACACCAGUGAUGAAAAUGCCAGGAAAGAUUUAAAGACGCUACCAGCCUUUCCAACCAAAACUCUGCAGGAGCAUCCAUCCCUUGCCUACUGUGAGGACAGGGUAAUUGAGCAUUAUUUGAAAAUCAAAGGUCUGACUCGGGGUCAAGCUGUGGUUCAGUAUAUGAAAAUAGUAGAAGCCCUACCAACUUAUGGAGUCCAUUAUUAUGCAGUAAAGGAUAAACAAGGACUUCCUUGGUGGCUUGGAAUCAGCUAUAAAGGAAUUGGCCAGUAUGAUUUACAAGAUAAGGUGAAACCUCGGAAAUUGUUCCAAUGGAAACAGCUGGAGAACUUGUAUUUCCGUGAGAAAAAGUUUGCUGUUGAAGUUCACGAUCCGCGGAGGAUUUCAGUAUCAAGAAGAACUUUUGGGCAAAGUGGCCUCUUUGUGCAGACGUGGUAUGCGAACUCUUCUCUCAUCAAGUCCAUCUGGGUAAUGGCAAUCAGUCAGCAUCAGUUUUACUUGGACCGGAAGCAAAGCAAAGCAAAAAUUCCUUCAGCCAGGAGUUUAGAUGAUAUUGCUUUGGAUUUGACGGAGACUGGAACACCAAGGGUCUCCAAAAUGGUGACACUCGAGGCAAAAAAUCAGUUCAUCAUGGCAAGCAAUGGCAGCUUAAUCUCUUCAGGUUCUCAAGACUCCGAAGUCAGUGAGGAGCAAAAACGGGAGAAAAUCCUCGAACUCAAGAAGAAGGAGAAGCUGUUGCAAGAAAAACUCCUGAAAAAAGUUGAAGAGUUGAAAAAGAUCUGUUUGCGAGAGGCUGAGCUCACAGGCAAAAUGCCAAAGGAGUAUCCGCUGAACGUAGGUGAGAAACCCCCUCAGGUCAGAAGGCGUGUAGGUACCGCGUUCAAAUUAGACGACAACUUGCUGCCAAGUGAAGAGGAUCCUGCUUUGCAAGAACUGGAGAGCAAUUUCCUAAUCCAGCAAAAGCUGGUUGAAGCUGCAAAGAAACUUGCCAAUGAGCCAGACCUUUGUAAAACCGUGAAGAAAAAACGAAAGCAAGAUUACACGGAUGCGGUGAAAAAGCUUCAGGAGAUUGAAAAUGCAAUCAAUGAAUACCGAAUUAGAUGUGGAAAGAAACCCAGCCAGAAAGCAGCCGUUACUUUACCAGAGGACAUCAUCCCAUCAGAAAGCAGCUCCUUGUCUGACACUGCCACCUAUGAUGAUCCCAAUGACACCUUCAGUCUUGCUGGGCAGCGAUCAAGUUCAGUACCUCACUCUCCAAGAAUUCUCCCCCCCAAGUCUCUCGGGAUUGAGCGAAUCCACUUCAGAAAGUCGUCCAUCAAUGAGCAGUUUGUGGAUACCAGACAGUCCAGGGAGAUGCUGUCGACACACAGCAGUCCUUACAGAACCCUGGAGAGGCGGCCCCAGGGGGGAAGGAGCAUGCCCACCACGCCCGUCCUUACCCGCAACGCCUACAGCAGCAGCCACUUGGAACCCGAAUCUUCAUCUCAGCACUGCCGCCAGCGGAGCGGAAGCCUCGAGUCCCAGUCUCACCUGCUCUCCGAGAUGGACAACGACAAGCCAUUCUUCUCCCUCUCCAAGUCCCAAAGAAGCAGCAGCACAGAAAUCCUGGAUGACGGGUCCUCCUACACCAGCCAGUCAAGCACGGAGUAUUGCUGCGUGACGCCCGUGGCCGGCCCCUACUACACCGCCCAGACUCUGGACACUCGAUCCAGGGGGCGCAGAAGGUCCAAGAAGCAGAGCGUUUCGGCUGCCAGCUCCGGGAGCAUGCCCAACCUGGCGCAGAAGGAGAGCCUGCGGAACGGCGUCUACGCCAGGAGCCAGGAGCCGCCCGCUUCCAGCUACUACAUCGCCGGCUACGCGCCGUACGCGGAGGGUGACCUCUGUUACGGGGGCGGCUACGUCUACGAGAACGACACGGAGGGACAGUACAGUGUCAACCCGCCCUACCGGUCCUCCGCCCACUACGGGUACGACCGCCCGAGGGACCACAGCAGGUCCUUCCACGAAGACGAGGUCGACCGGGUGCCGCACAACCCGUACGCCACUCUGCGGCUGCCGAGGAAGGCGGCCGCCAAGUCGGAGCACAUCACCAAAAACAUCCACAAGGCCUUGGUCGCCGAGCACCUGCGCGGCUGGUACCAGCGGGCCUCCGGGCAGAAGGAGCAGGGCCACAGUCCGCAGACGAGCUUCGACGCGGACAGGGGGUCGCAGAGAAGCCUGGGCUUCGCGGGGCUCCACGUGCCCUGUUCUCCGAGCAGCCGUGCGUCUUCGUACUCAUCAGUGUCUUCUACAAAUGCUUCUGGGAACUGGAGGACCCAGAUAACCGUAGGGCUAUCUGAAUACGAGACCCCGGCACAUUCUUCUUACACCAGCUGCUAUGGCAACAUCUAUAAUCCUUUGCCCUCUCCAGGCAGACAGUACACAGAGACCGGUCAACUGGACGGUCCAGAUGGAAACCAGUUGGAGGACAGCCUGGAGAGCAGUGAGCAGAGGCUCUUCUGGCAUGAAGACUCCAAGCCUGGGACAUUAGUCUGAACUGCAGUUGGGCCUCCUGACCGAGCACUGCGUUCUCACACUAGUGUGCCUUGCAAAACGCGUUCGUCUUCCCAGAAGGCCAUUGGCUUUAGAAACCUCCAGGCACCCGAGGUGGAAGAGAGGACUCACAUGGCCCCGGAAGUGAACCACAUACUCAGCCGCACAAAACCCCUGAACCACAACCUGCCUUUCCAAGUCCAGGCGCUAACCUCACAGAGCAAGGUCGGACCACGUUGCCAGGGAGGACUCAGCCUUUCUCAGUAGCAAGCACUACUUAAGGGAAUAAAAGUCAUUGAAGGCAGACCUCACAACUGUGAAAAGUGCGUUCAGGGUCUCCAAAAGGAAAGCAGGACAGGGGAGAUUUCAGAGCACAAUUCAGAAUGAAGAGAGAAGAGAAGACACAAGCUCCUCAGUCACCGCUCACCAUCGGAAGGCUUGAAUUUGUGAGCUGGCGAAGAAUUACAUACCAUGUCUACCCAGACGUGAACAACUUAGACAGUAUUGGAAAAUUACUUGAAGGGAAGCUGGAUUUUCAUGAAGUUCCGAAUGAGUGUAGAUGUUUUUAGGCUACUAUCAAGAGUGAUGGUUUUCCUAAGCACCAUAAAAUGGGUUCUGGAAAGACUGGCUGCCAUAGCAUCCUGUCAUAUAACUUUACGGUAGCGGACUGAGGGAGAUGAAGCAGCCCACUGAGUAACUGGCAAACUCUGCUUGGAGAAUGUUCUAAGGUACAGUGUCGCUGAGUUCCUUCUGUCUUUCUACGCCAGCGGCAUGAUGGGCUGGUACCUCCCCAACUCGGCUCUCACUGCAAUGGCAGCCUUGACUUGGAAAGCUUUUAUAAUCAAGAGUUUGAAAAAGGAUUCUGAGGAGAUACAGAAAGAGCCCAACAACAUAAAGAAAAAAAACACGAAAACCACAUCAUUUUAGACGAAUUGCGUGCCUUAAAGUUGUGAACAAUAGAAACGUGAACAUAUUGUCUUCCACAGGCAGUUCUAAGUCACCAAGUGACAGAAACAAGAUUAGUCAUUGAAAACAAAAGCAAAAAACCUCCAAGCUGCAGUAGAUUUAAUUAUGAGGCUAAAACUACCUCAUACUUUCCUUGGAAGAACUAAUUCGCUAUGGUUGAUUGUAGGGAAUUUUUUUUUUAAACAAAUAUUUCCAUAUUCCAGAUGAAUCUUUUUUUGUCAUCUCUACUCUGCUUCAGAAUUCCAUAAAAGGUGCUCCUUCCCCCCUCUUUUAUACAGGUUUCUUGUUCAUAUUGUGAAUAGAGAAGUUUCUGAACAACUUUUUUGGGAACAUUUUCUAUCUAUAUUCCAAAGCAUGUAAUAUAUACAUAAAGAUGAUUUGUUAAACUGGU
Messenger RNA from Camelus dromedarius (Arabian camel), 4787 nucleotides. RefSeq names its product FERM domain containing 4B (gene FRMD4B). The record is from RefSeq and is a predicted model, not a curated record. Gene Ontology annotation, biological process: establishment of epithelial cell polarity. The transcript is spliced from 24 exons. Bases 488 to 3433 code for a protein of 981 amino acids. NCBI's taxonomy places the organism in Eukaryota, Metazoa, Chordata, Mammalia, Artiodactyla, Camelidae. Gene Ontology annotation, cellular component: adherens junction; cytoskeleton; bicellular tight junction.